AUAUAUUGGAUCAACAUUUUGUGUCUAUGGCAGACAAACUAUUGAAUAAAACGCCGAAGAAAGAUCAAGGCACCAUCAACAACAACACCAGUAAUAAUAACAUCUUGAAAAAAAUUGUUGAAACGUCUGUUAAAAAACGUUCAUUAAAAUCAUCAUCAUCAAAAUCAAUAUCAUCAUCAUCAACAGCAACAAAAUCGAAUAUUGUUUCAUCAUCAAAAGAGUCUAAUACUAAUAGCAAAAACAACAACAAGUCUCGUUCAUCACCUAUCUUGACAAGAUCUCGAUCUCGAAACAUCAGCGACAUUUGUUGUUUCCCUUCGUCAUCAUCAACAUCAACAUCAUCAAUAACAACACCAACGACGUCGACGAGUAAUAGUGAUAAUAGCAUUGUCGUCAUAGCAGCACCAGCAUCAUCAUCAGUAAAUAAACGUAGUACAUCGAUUGUUGAUACCCGUGAAAAUAAUUGUGCCAUAAAUCGCAUUACAGCAACCAAUAAUAAGCGUAAAAGUUUGGAACAACAAAAUAAUAUCAUCAGCAGCAUUGAUAAUAAUACUAAUAUCAAAACCUUGGUGGUAUCGAAGAAAAAACAACGUAAAGUAAUACAAUUUCAUUAUAAUACAGUUGUUUCUGAAGAUUUAUCCAGGCCUACUACUCGUAAACAGCAACGAGUACAGGAAAACAAUUUGCAGCUGAAAACGGAAGAAAAGACGAUAGAAGAUUCUUCAUCUACGCAACAACAAUCAUCAUCAUCAGGAAUUCAGAAUAAUCGUGUAUCGAAAAAACGUACAACAAUCGAAGCAAAAGUUUUGUCAUCAAAAAAGAAACCGAAAACAUCAUCCACCAACAAUUUGAUCAGUGGAAGUGAUAGUAAUAAUAAUUUGAAAAAAUUAUCAAUUGGAACAACAAGCAAUCAUUACGAAUCAGCAACAACAAGUGGUAAACGACGAACACCACCAAACAGUAGUAUCAUUAAUCGUAUUGUUAUGGAGCAAAAUGGUUCGAAUUUCUCCUCAAACAACAACAACAACAAUCAUCAUUCAACGGCAAAUAACUCAUCAACCAAUAAUGGCAAUGCAAAUGUUAAUGAAUCGAAUACAACAGCAGCACAUCAGCUUAAUCCACCUGGAACCAGUGCCAUAUUAAAUACAUAUGCAAUGACUUCAUCAAAUGAUAAUGAUAAUGAAGAUAGUGAUAUGAAUCGUUUGCAAACGAUUCUUGAAUCACGGGCUCUUCAACAACAUUUUCUUGGUAUUCCUCGUAUGCAGAAUCUAUUCUAUCGUUCGUUUAGCAGUUCGUCGAAUACAAAAGCUCAACAGUUAUUGAAUGGAUUGAAUUCAGCUGCAAAUGAUUCGGAAAAGCUUCAUUAUGUGCUGGAAAUGUGUCAGAUUUUGCUGAUGGGCAACGAAGAUACAUUGGUCGGUUUUCCUAUCAAGGCGGUUGUGCCUACAUUAAUAAAUCUAUUAUCGAUGGAACAUAAUUUCGAAAUAAUGCAUCAUGCAUGUCGCGCAUUAACAUAUAUGAUGGAAUCAUUGCCCCGUUCAUCUGUUGCUGUUUUGGAUGCUAUUCCAGUUUUUCUUGAAAAACUGCAAGUAAUCCAAUGUAUGGAUGUGGCUGAACAAUCAUUAUCUGCGCUUGAAAUGCUUAGUCGUCGACAUAAUAAGUCAAUAUUACAUGCCAGAGGUGUAUCGGCAUGUCUUACCUAUUUGGAUUUCUUUUCGAUUGAUGCUCAACGUUCAGCAUUGAACAUAACGGCAAAUUGUUUUCAGAAUCUAUCACCAGAUGAUUUUCAAUAUGUUCAGGAUUCAUUACCUAUUCUUGGUUCGCAUUUAACUAUCGAAGAUAAAAAAUGUAUUGAAAGUAUUUGUCUUGCAUUCUAUCGUUUGGUGGAAUGUUAUCAAAAUGAUUGUGUUAUCAUCAGUGAAAUUGCAUCCACUGAAUUGUUAACUAACAUACAAAAUGUUCUUAUGACCAAGCCGCCCAUACUAAGCACUGGACCAUUUGUCAAUGUGAUACGAAUGUUGUCCAUCAUGUGUCUUUCCUGUUCACAGAUUGCUGUCGAAUUGCUAAAAUUGAACAUUUGUGAGACGCUUAAAUGUUUGCUACUGUGUGGUGAAAAUAAUAAUAAUAAUGUAAAAGAGAAAAAUGAUGAAAUGAAUUUGAUUUCACGGAGUCCACAAGAAAUAUGUGAACUUACAGCAUUUAUUGCUGAACUGAUGCCUAGUUUACCAUCCACUGGAAUAUUUUCAAUAGAUACAUUUUUUUCAAAAUCAAAUCUUCAGUCUUCCGAAGUUGCCAUUUGGCAAUGGAAAGAUGAUCGUGGCCUAUGGCAAGCAUUCAAUGUUGUUGAUAAUAAAAUAAUCGAAUCGGCUCAUCAAUCAGGCGAAGAUGAACUAGAAUUGGCCAGUUUAAAUCGUACUUAUAUUGUCGAUUUUAAUUCGAUGCAGAAAAUUUGUGAAGAUACUGGAAAUUCUUAUGCAAUUCAACGAAAAACCAACACAUUUACUAGUUCGGAGCUUCAUGCCCGCAAUAAUAUGCAGACAAUCGAUCCAAGAUCCGAAUUCAUUUAUAACGAACACAAAUUGAGUAGUAAUUUCAUCAAAUUUGUUUUCAAAGUAUUAUACGAAGUAUAUAACAAUUCAGCGGGUUUUUCCGUUCGUUAUAAGUGUCUUAAUGCUAUCCUACGUAUUAUCUAUUAUGCACCGAGAGAAUUGUUGAUUUUAAUUCUUGAAGAUCAAGCAAUUUCCAGUUCUAUUGCAACAAUGUUGGCAUCACAAGAUUUACGAAUUGUUGUUUGUGCCGUCCAGAUGUGUAAUAUUUUUAUGGAAAAAUUGCCCGAUAUUUUUUCAAUAUUUUUUCAGCGUGAAGGUGUUAUUCAUCAAAUUCGUAAACUAUAUUCGGAUGAAACAAGAUUUGUUAUGGAUAUUAAUAAUAAAUCAUUGCCAUUAUCAUCACGUGAUAUGCUGAUGAUGAACAGUAAAACGCCAUUAUUAUCUUCAAUAAACAGUGGCAAUAAUAAUAAUAGUGGCAUUGUAUAUACAAACUCACCAAUGGCUAUAUUGGAAAAUGCUCAAAUGAUUCUUAAUCGUACAGCUAAUGAAUCUAUUUCGGCCGUUAUCGAAAGCAGUCUUUCGUCUGCCAAUUUUUCAUCACAUUCGUCUGUAAUUAGCAAUCAAACACAUUCGAACCCUUCAUCCAAAUCAUCAUCAUCAUCGUCAAAUAAUAAAAUUUCGCAACAAUUAUCACAAAAUUCUGAUCAACUUUCCUCGGGGAGAAACGAAGAAAUUUCGCGUCGAAAACGUACACGUAAAAGUAUACCAUUUUCUGGUUCUCGAAAUUAUGAACAUUCAUCAACAAAUGAAAAUAAUGUUGGCAAUAAUACAACAACUAGCGACAGUGAUCUAAACAUCUGCAGUAGUUUAUCUACUACCUAUCUGAAUAAUUUACCAUUUUUGGUCAGCGAAACAAUCAACGGUUCUAAUCUGAACAUAACAGCAAACGCUGCAGCAGUAAAUAAUCAUAGUGGCAAAAGUAGUAAUUCAUCAACACGGUUAGGAUCAUCAUCGAAAGAUUUUCUUCAACGAUUGAAUCCAACACGUUGGGCUCGAUGGACACAGAAUUCAGUGAAUCCCAAUUCGAAUGUCAUUCCGACCACUUCGAAUGUGACGGCUAUAGCAAAAGACAUAGCAUCUAUGCAGAAAUCUUCUAACUCGAACAAAGAUAAGAUUAAAUCAUGGAUCAAAGAACAGGGAAAAAUUUUCGAUGAUAAAUACUUCACUAAAACAAAUAUGAAUGAAAAAGACACUCAUUUAUCAUCAAACAUUUUGGGUGAUUUAAACGAAGCAAUCAAUAUAUUGAAACAAGAUUCAACUAAAGGAUUGCUAUCAAUCAAAAACAUUCUGAUGGACAGUGAUUUAUCUUCAUUCGAACUCAUUCACAGUGGUCUGGUUAGCAAUUUAUUUUCAUAUUUGACAAUGAAUGUUACCGAUAAUGUAAUGAUGGUUGAAAAACAAGAAAAUGAUUUACGAUCAUUUUUGCAUAUAUUCAUUGGGGCACCAAAAAGUGAUAUGGCUGAAAAUAUUGAUCAAUUGAAUUUUGAUACUAAACCUUUGGCUAUAUUAGUGAACAAAUUGAAUGCUUGUGUUUCACAAUUGGAGCAAUUUCCUGUUCGAGUUCAAGAUUAUGCUGUUCAUUCUCGAGGUUCGAAUGCUUUCAAAAGUAUCAAUUCACAUCUUCUCAAAAUCAGCUUGAAUCGACAUCCAUCAUGUACGAAUCUGAAAAAAUAUAAAGGCCCAUUGAUCAAAUUGGAUCCAUUUACAACAGUUCAUGCUAUUGAACGUUAUUUAUUAGCAAAAGGAUAUGGUAAAAUCAAAGACAGUGAUGAUGAUCAAAGCGAUGACGAUUUAUCUGAUGAUGAUACAUUUGAUAUAAAUCUCAGUUCCUCUAGUCAGAUGCAAACAAGACAACGACUUCAAUUAUUGAUUCAUGAACAUGUAUUGCCUUAUAAUAUAUCCUUGUAUCAAGUUAUCAAACAAUUCAUGUCUAAUGAAAUCGAAAAUGAUGGUGAUGAUCAUCAACAAAGUAAUUCCAAAUUUUGGGGUUCAACAUUUCCCAUCUAUUAUCGACCUUUAACCGAAGCAAAUACAUUGAAUUCGUCAACCAAUUUUUCAUCGGUUUCAUCUUCAUCAAAUAUCAACAACAACAACAACAAUAAUAAUAAUAAUAAUAAUGGCCGAUCACGAAGUAAAAGCAAAAGCAAAACAAGUGCCAAUAAAAAGAAAGAUGGACUAUGGUUGGAAGGAAAAAUAUCGAAAAAUGUUUCGCCAUUAGAGCCUUAUAUAAGGAACAAUAAAACGAUCAAUGUAAAUGCCAGUGAUCAAACGGUCGAAGUGAUUUCUUUAUUACGAGUUCUUUACGGUAUUAACCGUUUUUGGGGACAUUUGUAUAAAUUUUCACACAUCUAUAAUCCUGCCAUACCGUUGAAAGAAUUUACCAAUAAUAAAUUAACUGUCAAAGCUAAUCGCCAGCUUCAAGAUCCUGUGGUCAUCAUGACAGGAGGUUUACCCAAUUGGCUUUCAGAACUUGCAUACGCAUGUCCAUUUAUGUUUCCAUUUGAAAUACGUUAUCUUCUUUUUUAUGUUGUUUGUUUUGAUCGUGAUCGAGCAUUACAUCGAUUAUUCGAAAAUACACCCGAAUAUUCAUCAAGCGAUAAUCGGGAACGUUUUUUGACACCUCGAUUGGAAAAACGUCGAAAACUUAUACCACGUAAUGAAAUUUUCCGUUUUGCCGAAUCAUUGUUCAGUGAUGUGUCCAAUUCAAAGUCAAUGUUGGAGAUACAGUACGAAAAUGAAGUCGGUACCGGACUUGGUCCUACAUUGGAAUUUUAUGCUUUGGUAUCCAAAGAAUUUCAACGAGCUGAAUUGGAAAUGUGGCGCGGUGAAGUUUUGACAAAUAAUAUUAAAAAUGAAAAAUCCGAUUCGUCCACCAAUUAUAUCAAUUCAAAUUAUGGGCUUUUUCCUGCACCGAUCGGAAGAAAUGCUAAACCAUCAACUUCGACCAAGAUUAAAAACCGAUUCAAAUUGUUGGGCAAAUUUAUGGCCAAAGCAUUGAUGGAUUUUCGAAUGAUUGACAUCAAUUUGAAUAUAAUAUUCUAUAAAUGGGUUUUGUGUGAAGAAUCCACACUUUCGGUUUCGGAUCUUUAUCAUCUUGACUAUACCUUUUUUUCAUCGAUUUCACAAAUGUAUAGAAUUGCUCAAAGGAAAUCAAAAAUGAAUAUAAAUAGCAAUUCUGAAUUAUUGAAAUUGCAAGGAAGUUCUAUCGAAGAUUUAAAUCUUGAUUUUAUAAUGCCCGGAUUUCCUAAUAUGGAAUUGCGUAGAGGUGGAAAAGAUAUGGCAGUCACUUUGAACAAUUUGGAAAAUUACAUCGAAUUGGUUUCAUGCUGGAGUCUACAGGAAGGUGUAGCCAAACAAAUGGAAGCUUUCAAAGAAGGAUUUAACUCGGUUUUUGAAUUGUCUCGUCUCAAACUAUUCUAUCCGGAAGAACUUCAGCAAUUAUUUUGCGGAUCAAGUUAUAAAAGUUGGGAUCAGAAAAUGUUGAUGGAAUCAUGUAAAAUCGAUCAUGGAUUUACUCACGAAAGCAGAGCAAUCAAAUUUUUAUUUGAAAUUCUCAGCUCAUAUAAUCAUGAAGAGCAGCGAAAGUUUUUGCAAUUUUUGACCGGUUUUCCACGGCUACCGAUCGGCGGUUUCAAAAGUCUUAAUCCACCAUUCACAAUUGUCAAAAAGAAUCCCACUGAAUCGGAUAAUUUGAACUGUUUGCCAAGUGUUAUGACUUGUGUUAAUUAUCUAAAGCUACCCGAUUAUCCAACUAUCGAUAUAAUGCGAGAAAAAUUGAAUAUCGCUAUCAGUGAAGGACAAUUUUCAUUUCAUCUUUCGUAAAUUUUGUUUUGGCCGCUAAUUGGACACAAACUAAACUGAAAUGAAUGAAUGGUUCAAGAUAUAAAUAAUUUU
Molecule: messenger RNA, 6503 nt
Organism: Dermatophagoides pteronyssinus (European house dust mite)
Lineage: Eukaryota; Metazoa; Arthropoda; Arachnida; Sarcoptiformes; Pyroglyphidae
Gene: ctrip
Product: E3 ubiquitin-protein ligase ctrip
Biological process (GO): proteasome-mediated ubiquitin-dependent protein catabolic process; protein polyubiquitination; DNA damage response
Cellular component (GO): nuclear speck
Molecular function (GO): zinc ion binding; ubiquitin protein ligase activity
Source: RefSeq, a predicted model, not a curated record